UCGUUUUGUGUUUUAUCAUCUGACGUCACAGGUCAAGGUUACUCUUGCACGAUAGCCAUGGCAGGUGCGAGCUCUCAGACUUUUUUCGAGGGUACAGAGAAACUGCUGGAGGUUUGGUUCAGCAGUGACAACGAGGGUGCAGAUCUUCGGGAUGUUAAACAAGAGGACUGGGAGAAGCUGCUCCGCAUUGUUAGAUGUGAGAUCAUUAGCAAAACCAGCGAUGAUGACAUGGACGCCUAUGUCCUGAGCGAGAGCAGUAUGUUUGUGACAAAGACCCGCUUCAUUCUGAAAACCUGUGGGCGGACCACCCUGCUGUUGGCAGUAGAGCCCCUGAUAGACUUGGUGAAGGAGCAGUGUGGAUUCACAAAAGUCCUAGAUGUUUUCUACUCAAGAAAGAAAUUUUCUAAGCCAGAACAACAGCACACGAUUCACCAGAGCUUUGACGAGGAAGUCAGUCAUCUGGAUAAACUGUUCAAAAAUGGCGCUGCAUACACCCUGGGUAGGAUAAAUAAAGACUGCUGGCACUUGUAUACUAUGGACGCUGUUGGAGUCAUGCAGCCUGAUCAGACCGUGGAACUCUUGAUGUGGGAAAUGUGUCCGGAAAAGAUGCAUAUAUUUACUAAGAAGAUGUGUAAGGAUGGACCAGCGGCCACCAAGCGAUCUGGGAUCUGUGAUAUCAUCCCUGGUGCAAAGAUAGAUGACUUUCUGUUUGACCCCUGUGGUUACUCUAUGAAUGGCCUGCUACCCGGGGGUUACUACAUCACUAUCCAUGUGACCCCAGAGCCUCACUGCUCCUAUGUCAGCUUUGAAAGCAAUGCUCCACAGGAAAACUACAUGGAAUUGAUGGAAAAAGUAUUGAACGCGUUUAAGCCCGGGAAGUUCCUGAUGACUGUGUUUGCAAACAAGGAGUCCAUUGCCAAGGAUAACUACAAGCAGCUGGAGGACAAGGACUACGUCCCGGGUUAUAUCAGGGCCGACCACCAGUACUGCACCUUCAAGAACUACAAUCUGACCUACUCCCACUUCACUCGACCUAUUAUCUAGGAAAUGGGGGCCGGGGGUUUAGAGUGUGGCUGCCAGUGUCUCCCUCCCUGUAGACCCCCGACUGCCUUGUUUGAGGCCAUUUGCUUUUCUACUAUUCAGCUCUAUUUAGCUUUUCUCUGUGUGGUGUAUAUUGUGUUUCUGUGGAAUUCUCAUCAGACUACCGUGAAAUUCAGACUUAGAUUUUCUUUUUCUUCUCUGAAACCUAGAUAAGUAGCCCAUAUAUCCAAUAUUAUAGCUGUUUGUGGUUGUAACUCAGUAGGAAAUUAUUUCAAAUUUUAUUUCAGAAUGUGAAUUAUGUACAUGAGAGAAAAGACUGUUAUGAUUUUUUUCAUUGUUUGUGAUGAAAUUUACAUUUUUGUGCCAUGUUUCCUGUACCUGUAUAAUGUUUUUCCUGAUUUUUUUUAUUAAGUGUCUCAUUACAAUUCAAGGAGAUGUUGGUUUCAAAAAAAGUUUGUGUCUUCUAAGAAGAUGAAGUGAUAUGAACAGUUAGAUAUUAUGUGGAAAAAAAUUUAUAUAUUCAAAAAGUGUUAUUGAAAAAGUUAGAUUUUUUGUAAUAACAUAAAUUGAUUCUAGAUCAAA
Ostrea edulis (European flat oyster) is the source of this 1623-nucleotide messenger RNA. Its product is annotated as S-adenosylmethionine decarboxylase proenzyme-like. The record is from RefSeq and is a predicted model, not a curated record. NCBI's taxonomy places the organism in Eukaryota, Metazoa, Mollusca, Bivalvia, Ostreida, Ostreidae. Gene Ontology annotation, biological process: spermidine biosynthetic process; spermine biosynthetic process. The transcript is spliced from 11 exons. Gene Ontology annotation, cellular component: cytosol. Bases 58 to 1044 code for a protein of 328 amino acids. Gene Ontology annotation, molecular function: adenosylmethionine decarboxylase activity.